This is a messenger RNA of Carassius carassius (crucian carp), 2402 nucleotides long. It is a transcript of the gene nrbp2a, whose product is annotated as nuclear receptor binding protein 2a. Gene Ontology annotation, molecular function: protein serine/threonine kinase activity; ATP binding. Gene Ontology annotation, biological process: endoplasmic reticulum to Golgi vesicle-mediated transport; protein phosphorylation; intracellular signal transduction. NCBI's taxonomy places the organism in Eukaryota, Metazoa, Chordata, Actinopteri, Cypriniformes, Cyprinidae. The record is from RefSeq and is a predicted model, not a curated record. Gene Ontology annotation, cellular component: cytoplasm; endomembrane system. The transcript has 18 exons. Bases 398 to 1924 code for a protein of 508 amino acids.
CCAGCCAGUAUGAAAAGCUGGACUGAGACGAAAUGAUGUCUGUAGGUCGGGCUCUUUAGUACACUCAGUAUGUUUAGGGUGGACUACGACUGAGUGUCCAGAGACCCACGUCUCUCACGUACGAGACUGUCCGCUAUCCGGAGCCUAACCGUUUUUCUGAGAAUCCUUAAGGAUGGGAUUAAAUUCACUAUAGCACUGAAUAUUUUACGUCGCUUUAAAAACGCUUUUCGUAUUUAUAGGCUAUGCGUCUGACGACUAAACUGUAAAACUUGAAAUCGUGACCAGCGAUAUUCGUCAAUGAAACACGUUUGGAGCUACAACGUUGCAGCAAGCCUCAGGGGGUCCUGCGUGCUCAGUUGGUCUUAAAGGAGCAGUCAAAGUAGCACGGGAGGGUAAAAUGACCAUGUCCGUUCCAGAGAACAUAUCGGGGCCCGGGGGGAAAGAGGAGGAGAGUGAAGAUGAGAGUGAAAUCUUGGAGGAAAGCCCCUGCGGCCGCUGGCAGAAGCGACGGGAACAGGUCAGUCAGGGAAAUGUCCCAGGCAUUGAGAGUGCAUACUUGGCCAUGGACACUGAAGAGGGGGUGGAGGUGGUGUGGAACGAAGUGCAGUUUUCAGACAAGAAGGUUUUCAAAUCCUUUGAGGAGCGGAUAAGGGAGAUGUUUGAGAACCUGAUGCAGGUGGAGCAUCCGAACAUUGUGAAGUUUCACAAGUACUGGUUGGACAUGAGAGAGAGCAGAGCGAGGGUGAUUUUUAUCACUGAAUAUAUGUCAUCUGGAAGUCUAAAGCAGUUUUUGAAGAAGACCAAGAAAAACCACAAAACCAUGAAUGUGAAGGCAUGGAAGCGUUGGUGCACACAGAUACUCUCUGCACUCAGUUACUUGCAUUCAUGUGAUCCACCCAUUAUCCACGGUAACCUGACCUGUGACACAAUCUUUAUCCAGCACAAUGGCCUCAUAAAGAUCGGCUCAGUUUGGCACAGGCUGUUUGUCAAUGUGUUUGCUGAGGCGAUUCAUGGCAAUGUGCAUCAACAUCGAGAUGAAGUGCGGAACCAGCAUUUCUUUGCUCCAGAGUAUGGCAUGGCUGGAGAUGACUACGCCAUUGAUAUAUUUUCAUUUGGCAUCUGUGCCUUAGAGAUGGCAGUACUAGAAAUUCAGGCCAAUGGAGACAACGCCGUUUCUAAAGAGGCCAUUGAUCAUGCCGGACAUUCACUUGAGGACCCUCUCAUGAGGGAAUUUAUCCAGUCGUGUGUGCUCACAGAAGCCAAGACGAGACCUACAGCUCAUGACCUGCUGUUCCACAGAGUGUUAUUUGAGGUCCACUCCUUAAAACUGCUUGCUGCGCACUGCUUUAUCAAUAACCAGUAUCUCCUUCCUGAGAAUUGUGUGGAAGAGAAAACAAAAUCUUUUGACCCUAACGGCGUCAUGGCAGAGAUUAAUCACCGUGACCGACCUGGAGUCCAUCUAAAGUACUCUCAUGUUUCUCCUCUGGAGCUGGACAAAUUCCUUGAGGAUGUGAAGAACGGCAUAUAUCCCCUCAUGAACUUUGCUUCCCAGCGACCGCAUCCUAUCCCCCGCGCACUUUCUUUGUCACAGGAACAGAUGGAGACUGUGAAGACCCCAACCCCAGAACCACAGGAGACUGAAACCAGAAAGGUUGUCCAGAUCCACUGUAAUUUGGAAGCAAAUGAGGAAGGCACAAGGAGUCAUCUCUCUCUCUUUUUAAAAAUGGAUGACCGGCUUCACCGGCAGCUUAGCUGUGAUGUUUUGCCAUCUGACACCCCCAAAGAUUUGGCUAGUGAGUUGGUUCACCAUGCUUUCAUCAGUGAGGAAGACUGCGAGAAGUUGGCAUGUUUUCUUGAGGAUGCAUUAUGUAAGCACUGGUCAGGGACAUCCACCUCCCCUACUGCCAUGGCUGUUAUGUACUAAGCCUAGCUGGCCCCAGAAUAGACCGAAAGAGAUUGACGACAGGGCCAAAGCUUGAGAAAAAGAGAUGAAGAGAGAUCCAGAAGAGGGAAAUGAGUCCAAAAGCGCAACAUUUACAUCAUGAAGGUCAUGACAAGAUGGCUUCAGAAUAAGUGAUGGGCCUGGGGAGAAGAGCUUGCACCAUACUGCAUUGUAUCUGCACAAACUCCGAUGAGCUCAAACUGUUAAAUUUGAUCUUGACGGUCGAAUUACUGCUAUCAUCUCACCAUGACGAUUUUUUUAUGAGUUCAAAGGAUUUUUAAUUACAUCCCUCCAUUGUGCCUAUAUGGCAUAAUCCAUCCUCAUCUCGCAAAGGACAAAAUCUCAGACAGACAGUUUUGUUCCAGAUAAAUGUUAUUUAUUAUUUUAAAGAUUUAAUAGCUUGUCUUGGUAUAAAUGUUUAAAAGUUCAAGCAAGGAAAUGCAUUAAACCGUUAAACCGA